AUUUGUCAUGAAGUCUAAUUUCAUGAACCAACCAGAAUUGAGUUGGGUGGGGUGACAUUCAUGUGAUCGGUCGAGAAUACAUUUUGCUUUCAGAUGCCCAGCAGCAGGGAACCGUGCUGAGAUGCUGCUGACUCCCUCUUCUCUCUCUCGCUCUCGCUCUCGCUCUCUCUCUCUCUCUCUCUCUCUCUCUCUCUCUCUCUCUCUCUCUCUCUCUCUCUCUCUCUCUCUCUCUCUCUCUCUCUCUCUCUCUCUCUCUCUCUCUCUCUCUCUCUCUCCUAUGCGGCAGAUGUAAGAUGCACGCACCUUGUUGAAGUGACAGAUCAUGGGAAAUGUGUUGUGUAUCGCAAGACAUGAUUAUGACGCUUUAUUAUCUCAGGCAAACACAAUGAUUCUCAGCCCGAAUGGAGUAUUCAUUCAACACCAGAACAUAGUCCCAUGAAAGUGUGUCUGCGCUGGGACACAUAGCAGCGACAGCAACGACAUGGCCAACUGUCCACACCAGUGGUUGCCUCUGGUAAAUGUGCGUCAUGACUACCUUGGCCUAAGGUCCUACCGGGUCUCUCCUUUGACAUCGCUCGGUGAGAUGAAGCAGUUACUCUACGAAGACACAAACCUGCCUGUCAGAGAGCAGCGACUCGUUCACAAUGGCAAAGUGCUGGAUGACAGCAUGCCGAUUGGUACUUUGCUGCCCACAGGAAGUCCUGAGGUAUCUUUCACACUGGAGGGAAGAGGCCUCAAAGGCGGCGGGAGAUUCGGGCAGACUGCGCCGCCACUGGUUGAAUUUCUCAAAGAUAUUCUGGGGAGGUACCCUGAAGGUGGACAGAUUCUGAAAGAGCUGAUUCAAAAUGCUGAGGAUGCUGGAGCCACCGAAGUCAAGUUCAUGUAUGACGAGACGGAGUAUGGGGUGGAGUCACUGUGGUCACCUGACAUGGCUGAGCAUCAAGGUACGGCGCUGUAUGUCUACAAUGAUGCCGUCUUCACUGCGGAGGACUGGAAUGGGAUUCAGGAGAUAGCCAGGAGCAGGAAGAGGGAUGACCCGCUGAAAGUUGGACGAUUUGGGAUUGGAUUCAACUCCGUCUACCAUAUUUCAGAUGUUCCGAGUAUAUUCAGCGGAGACCAGAUUGCCAUGCUGGACCCUCACCAGACCCUGUUUGGAGCCAACGAGUCAGGACAGUGUUGGAACUUAAAGACGGACGUUAACGAGAUCUCCAAAUUGUCUGACCAAUUUGCCCCGUAUGUGGGGAUAUUUGGGAGCUGUGAGAAAACCAUCAAGGACGGCUGCUUUCCCGGAACACUGUUCCGCUUCCCACUACGCAUGAAACCGUCCCAGCUCAGCAGCAACCUUUACAACAAAGAAAAGGUUUUGGAACUUUUUGAGUCGUUCAAAGCUGACGCAGACACAGUAUUGCUCUUUCUGAAGUGUGUUCAGAAGAUCUCUUUGCAUGUGCGCCAAUCUGAUGGUACAGAGCGGAUGUUGUUUCAAGUUACGGCUCAAGAAAACACUGAUGAUAAACUCGAGAGGACAAACUCACUGGCGACUUUGGCUGAGGCGGUUGACGGCUACAGCAACCGUGUCCCCAGUUCCAUCAUCACAUGCGUCACUUACCAGGUCAGCAUAGAGACUCGGGAUCAAACCAAGAAAGAGUCUCGGCGGAUGAAGUGGCUUGUGUGUAAUGGCGUCGGUGGGAGAGGAAUGUGCGCCGAGUUGGACUCUCUUGCGGAUGACCUCAAGUUCAUGCCGGCCAUUGGCAUUGCUCUGCCUCUGACGUUUGUGGACAGAGAGAAUGAAGGGGCCACCUGUGGUUUCUCAGGACGAGCGUUUUGCUUCCUUCCCCUCCCGCCCGGUGAGGAGGGUGAGACGGGACUUCCAGUACAUGUCAGCGGGUUCUUUGGCCUCACAGAUAACCGGAGGAGUAUCAAAUGGCGGGAUGUGGACCAAUGGCGGGAUCCAGCUGCCUUAUGGAAUGAGAUACUUACAAUCACUGUCAUCCCCCAGGCUUAUUUCAUUCUCAUCACUGAGGUUAUCAAAAGGGUACAGACCAAAACGGACCAAGACUUUCCAUUGUCCCCGAGAAGGACCUACGUGGCCUGGCCAGACCCAGACCGGGUCAAAUCCCGGUGGAAACCCAUCCUCCAGCCCCUGUUUCAUGACCUCCUACGGCACCGUGUCUUCUAUUCCCUCAGUGAAAGCUGGGUCAGCUUGGACCAAGCUGUAUUUUCAGAGCUCAACCUCGACAAAGACAUUUCGCAGACUGUCAUUAACUACCUCCAAAGCUCAGGGAUGCAGGUGGUGCAGGUGCCUCCGGCGGUGGACUCGGUCUUGGCUGCCUACGGCACUCUCGAGUCGGCAGAAGUGAGAAAGAUCACGCCACCUUUGCUACGGCAGCUCGUCAGGAAGUCCAAACACAACGGGCCCUUAGAGGAGAAGCUGCUGCUGCUGGAGUUUGUGCUGAGUGACGCUAAUUACAGUGACCUACUAGGACUGGAGCUCCUGCCCCUUCAAGAUGGAACAGUUGCCACAUUUUCAUCUUCUGUCACCGAAAAAGAUUCUGUUUACAUUCCAUCUGCCGAUUAUCCCAGGUCUCUCUACCCAGGGCUCGAGGGUCGGUUCGUUCUAGAACGUAUUAAACCUUCAGUAAUGGAGAGACUCAAGGAAGCAGCCAAAAGCAGAGUUCAGCGGUAUCUUUGGGGGUGCUCAGGAAGACCCUGUACUCAGCUACAAAUGUUGAAUCCGGACCGCUCAGCACGACUCCUCAAGGAGAUCCUGUCAACAACUUGGCCAAACAGAGACUUGAUGACCCAAUGGGAACCUGGAAACCGAGAGCUGAAGCAUCCAACAGUUUCUUGGUUAAAGAUGGUUUGGAAGCAUCUUUACAUACAUUUUGCCGAUGACCUUAGCACCUUUGACGAUAUGCCUUUGAUUCCAUUUGUGCCAGUGGAGGAAUGCAUGGAAAAAGUUCAACUUUUGCGCCUCAAAUGUCCAUCACCUAUCAUUCUCGUAGAACAGAACGAAACACAGCUGUUCUCUGAAUGCCUUCUUGAACUUAUGGAAAAACUUGGAGCUGUGGUCAUGAAAAAACAGGAUUCGUGUUUGCAGCAUCCCCAACUCAAAAAUUACAUCCAUCCGUGCUCUCCUGGAAUGUUGCUACGAAUUAUGGGUAGAUUGUCAAUGCAACGUUUAGUGAGCCAAGUGUCAUCGUUCUCUGUCCAAGAGAGGAUUACACUCAGAAACUUCCUCUCCGGGUUGUCUGAUGUCACAGAAAAAGAAAAGCACACUCUGCUUGAGCUUUCCAUCUUCGAGAGAGUUGGGACCUGUGCAGAAGGUGUUUCAGCGUUUACAUCACUGAGAGGGGCCAGAGCUUUGCAUCAUAGAGCAAAGUACCCACCAGAUGUAAAAUUAUCUCUGUGCCUGGUUGGCUCCCGUGAUGAGGAGUCCAUUCGCCUCAUAAAAAAACUAAAAGUAGCACAAGUGAAAACAAGUGAGUGUUUGAAAACGAUCAUCCAUGAUAUUCAGAGUGGAUUCUACACGCCAGAUGAGAUAACCAAAAUUAUGCUUUGGGCACUUCAACAUUUGGCCUUCCUAAAGAAUGAAAACUCAUCUGUCAUUGGAUGGCUUUCUGCUCUUAAAUUUAUUGAACUGCCCUGUGGGAGGACCGUGACGGCCUCAGAACUUUUUGAUCCAGAUCUGGAGAUUCUGCAGAAUUUGUUUUACAAGGAAGAUGAAACCAGAUUUCCCACUCGUACAUUCACCUCAUCCCCUGAUGUUCUCCAUUCGCUGCGCCAGUUGGGGCUAAGAAAUGAAGUACAACUCAGUGAGAAAGAUGUUCUUGAAGUAGCAAAGACCAUAGAUGAUUUACAAAGUCAGCCGGAUCCUGAGUGGGAGUCCAUAAUAAAAAAGGCCGAAACACUUUUGCAGAUUCUCAACAAACAAACCAAACUGGUGAAAUCAGCAGCUACUCAGGCGUCUUUGUUAAAACUCAGUUGGGUACCUGUCUGCAAAGAAAGGCCUCCCAACUACCCCAGAUCCCUGACUUGGCUUGGGGAUAAUCUGAACAUUAGUUCUCUGGUCGACAUGUGUAACAUAUCUCAUGCUGUGCUCGUGGGAUCCUCUGUUGCCCUGGUCGAACACACGUCAGCCGGUAUGAAGAAAGCAUUGAAACUAACCGUCGAGCCACGGGUGGAUCAGGUCUUGCAGCACCUCAAAGCUGUGAAUGACUGGCAUACAUCUCAGUCCUUCACCACAGAGGAUUGGUAUCAGUUCCAGCAGAUCCUGUUUGAGAUAUAUGGCUUCAUGCAAGCUCAUCUUGAGAGCGCCAGAGAAGCAAUGACAGCAUUGACUUUUGAUUGGGUGUGGACUGGGAAGACAUUCUCACCUCCUGGCCAAACAGUGUUAAAACCCCUGCCCAAUUUAGACCUCCAGCCAUAUCUGUACUCUCUUCCCAAAACAAUGAGAAAGUUUCACAAGCUGUUCAAGUUUUGUGGUUCACUUGAAGAGGUUUGUCCAACCCAUGUCAUGGAAGUCAUAACCACCAUCCGAAAAAGAAGUGAAGGCGAGAUCACCAAGGAGGAAAGCAAACAUGAUGUUCUGCUUUUGAUCAACAUCCUGCGGUGGCUUUACAACAAUCAAAUACAUGUUGACACGCACAUGCAUGUUCCUAUUCUUAAUUACAAGGAUCCAAGCAAAUUGGCAAUGAGGCCCAUUCAUGAAUGUACCUACUGUGACAUCAAAGUAGACGAUUUGAAUGACCUACUUGACGAUGCAUCAGAGCCGAUCAUAUUGGUCCAUGACGACAUCCCCAUGAAAACUGCGGAGUGGCUGAAAGUGCCAUGUCUGAGCACGAGGCUGAUAAACCCAGAGAAUCUUGGGUUCGAACAAUCAGGUCAACGUGAACCUCUCACAGUUCGAAUAAAGAACAUCUUAGAGGAAUAUCCGUCUGUCGCAGACAUUUUUAAAGAGCUUCUCCAGAAUGCAGAUGAUGCAAGUGCAACUGAGUGUAGUUUUCUUAUUGACAUGAGAAAAAACACGGACAUUCGAGAAAAUCUCCUUGACCCGGGCAUGAUCGUGUGCCAUGGACCGUCCUUGUGGUCUUUCAAUAACUCGGUCUUCACAGAUACGGACUUCCUAAACAUUACUAGGUUAGGAGGGUCAAUGAAAAGAUGUGAGGCUGACAAAGUUGGCAAGUUUGGCUUGGGCUUCAACUCGGUUUAUCACAUCAGUGACAUCCCAAUUAUCAUGAGCAGAGAAUUCAUGAUCAUGUUUGAUCCAAAUAUAAAUCACAUUAGCAAGCACAUCAGAGAUAAAUCCAACCCAGGGAUCAAAAUCAACUGGAGCAAACAACAGAGACGCUUAAGGAAAUUCCCGAACCAGUUCAAACCUUUCAUAAAUGUCUUCAAUUGCCAGCUUCCUCUCGCCCAAGAUUUACCGUACAAAUACGAUGGAACCUUAUUCAGGCUCCCAUUCAGAACCGAGCAGGAGGCCUCAGUGAGUGAAAUUAGUAGUUUGUACUAUAACACCACCGAUAUCUACUCCCUUGUUGAUGAGUUCAGUAUAUGUGGCCAUCGGUUCAUUCUGUUCACUCAGCAUGUUGGUUGUAUGGUCCUAAAGUACCUGAAAUAUGAAGAACCAAAUCCUGCCGGAGCUCAAGAUGUCGUGACCAUAAACAAGAGUGUGUGGUCGUCCAAAGCCUCAUAUGGACCUCUGAGUAUCCUGAAAUCUGCAGCUAAAGUAAUGAAGAAAGUAGUAAACACCAAUCGAGUACCCACUGACAUUCCCAAAUCCGGCUGCAUCAUUCGUGUUGUAGUGGAAGAGUUUCAUAAUGUCUUCAAACGUAUAGUCGACCUCCAUUCCCCAUUGUUCAGGGGCUCAGAGGAAGAUCCAAACCAGUACUUUGAAUUGGCUGCCAAAGGGAUUCAGACAAGACGGUUAACAGAUGAAAUGCCCCAGAAGGCAGUUGAGGUCACCAACUGGCUCAUUUGCUCAUGCAUGGAUGGAACUGAGGCACUCAAAUUUUCACUCAGCGAUAGUGGGAAAAGGCUUGGACUUGUGCCUUGCGGUGGAGUGGCUGUUCUACUUACAGAAGAGGAGAACAGGAAAUGGACUGUUAGGUCAAAUGCCAUCCCGAUAGGAGAGGUGUUCUGCUACUUGCCUCUCAGAAUAAAAACAGGCCUACCUGUUCACAUUAAUGGCUGCUUUGCUGUGACUUCCAACCGCAAAGAGAUCUGGAAGACAGACACAAAAGGAAGAUGGAAUUCCGUCUUCAUGAGACAUGUCAUUGUUCAGGCAUAUUUGGCAGCACUCACGAUGCUUCGUCUGAUGGCCGAAAGUGGAGAGCUCCUUGACUACAGCUACUAUGCGACAUGGCCCGAUCCAAGUCAGGUUCACGAUGACUUCACAUUAGUCAGUCAAGGGGUCUACCAAGAAAUAGCCAAGGGAGGUGAUGAAGAGCAGGCCAAGUUUUUUUCUGAUGGCACAACCUGGGUGUCGAUCAAAUAUGUCAGGUUUCUCGAUGACGCCCUCCUCUGUAAGGCAGACAUCGGUCCUGCCGCUUUCAAGAUUUUCUUAAAAUAUCUAAAGAAGAGUGGCUCCCAAAACCUUUGUGCUGUUGAGCUACCCGAAUGGGUGAAGGAGGGAUUUGAUGAUGCGGGAUGUAAAAGGACCUUGAUGGAAAACACCCUGACUGAAAAGGAAUUCUUUGCAGAUGUGUUUUUACCGCACAUUGAGGAAAUUGAAAAAGAGCUUCGAAAUCCCUUAAUGCUGUACGUCCUGAAUGACAAAAUGGAAGAAUUUGCACCGAUUCUCAAGGAAAUUCCUUGUAUCCCCUGCUCCAGUCCCAACAAGGAAUUAGUUUUACCCUCACGACUCAUUCACCCAGAAGGAAGAGUUGCCAAACUCUACAGCACUGAUGAUGGAAGAUUUCCUGCCGGAACUUCUAAGGACUACCUAAACCCAGUAUGCCUAGUCAAGCUUCUGCAGCUGGGCAUGGUGAAGGAUGAUCUGUCGUGGGAAGAUUUGAUUGAACGCGCUGAAUCGGUUGACGCUUUGAACGAGAGUGAUCACGCAGCCGCAUGCUUUCGCAGCAGCGUGCUGCUCAGCCUGAUCGAUGAGAAACUUAAGAUGAGAGACCCAGGAUCGCCCGAGCUGCUGGAAAAACUACGUGACAUCAAGUUUCUCCCGUUUCUAACAAGACCCGCGGGGUUCUCACUACCAUGGCAUGGUAAUAGCUUCUCCCCAACAACCAUGUUCUCUGCAAGAGAGAUCUUUACAACUGAGCAUCAGGACAUAGUAUGUCUGAUGAAGACGGUGUUGAAUGAGAACUCACCAUCUUUCAAAGGUUGUGGCGCAAUGUCAUUGGCUGUGAAAGACUGCCUGGGUCUAAUAAAGAAGCCCUCGGUUGAACUAGUGAUCAGUCAGCUCAAGAAACUAUCUCAGGCAUUUGAUGGCGUCACUCUCUAUCAAGAAAACAUAACAAAUGCCUGUUACAAGUAUUUGCAUGAGGAGAUGCUUCAAAGUGAGAAAGCAAAAGGGAAGUUAACUGUGGAACUAAAAGCAUUUAACUCUAUUUUGGUAGAGAACACCUAUGUGAAUCCCUCCAAAGUUGCAUUCCACUUAAAUUUUGAUGCUGCUCCACACCUUUACCAGCUCCCGAACAAAUACAGGAACAGCUGUCGUGAGCUCUUUGAAAAUGUCGGCGUACAGCCAAGCUUCACAGUUGAUGACUUUUCAUCGAUACUUGAAAUUAUGAAACAACAAUGUGGGCAAAGAACUCUCACGGAAGAAAACUUCCAGCUGAGUCGCAGAAUUGUCAGUGAGGGAAUAUGGAGCUUGAUACGUGAUAAAAGUCCAGAAUACUGCCAAGCAAAUUAUGGUGCCAUUCUUUUACCAGACUCAAAGUUAAUGCUGCAGCCAUCGAAAUCUCUGUGCUACAAUGACUGUCCUUGGAUCAAAGUCAGAGACUGUUCCGUGAAGUACUGCCAUGGAGAUAUUCCAAGAGAGGUUGCCGUGAAACUCGGAGCAGUUCCGAAACGUCACAAGGCCUUGGAGAGGUACGCGUCAAAUGUUUGUUUCACUGCACCUGGAAGUGAGUUUGGUCAAAAGGAAAAACUUACAAGUCGAAUCAAAAGCAUCCUGGAUGCAUAUCCAUCUGAGAAAGAGAUGCUGAAAGAGCUGCUUCAAAAUGCAGACGAUGCCAAAGCUACUGAAAUCUACUUUGUUUUUGAUCCCAGAACACACCCCACCGAGAGAAUAUUUGAUGACAAAUGGAUUCCCAUGCAAGGUCCUGCACUUUGUGUGUACAACAAUCAGCCUUUCACUGAAGAUGAUAUCAGAGGAAUACAAAACCUUGGAAGAGGAACAAAAGAGGCAAAUCCAGGAAAAACUGGCCAAUAUGGCAUAGGAUUCAACUCCGUCUACCACAUCACCGAUUGUCCCUCAUUCAUCUCAAACAAUGACAUCCUGUGCAUAUUCGAUCCACAUGCACACUAUGCACCCGGGGCAACGUCUGUGAGUCCUGGAAGAAUGUUCAGAGACUUGGACUCUGACUUCCGAUCUCAGUUCUCUGAUGUCCUCAAUCUGUAUUUGGGAGCUCAUUUUAAAUUAGAACGCAGCACAAUGUUCCGAUUCCCCAUUCGCUCUACGGAUAUGGCGAAGAUAUCAGAGAUCAGCGCCAUCCCAGCGUCAGACAGAAUGGUCCAAAACCUCCUGGAAAAGCUAAAGAAUGAUGGCGCAGAGCUUCUUAUGUUCCUGAACCACAUGGAAAAAAUAUCAAUCUGUGAAGUUAACAAUGAAACAGGAGACCUAAACGUACUCUACUCUGUGAUUGCAAAAAUCACGGAGAGUGAUCGCUUAAAACGCAAACAGUUCCAUGCCUCGGUCAUUGACAGUGUGACCAAAAAGAAGCAGCUCACUGCUAUUCCAGUUCAACAGAUAACCUACACAAUGGACAUAGAGGACACAGAAGGUAAUUUGACCACUUGGAUGAUCUGCAAUCGUUCUGGCUUCCCAAACAUGGAACUUGUCUCAAAAAGUGUGAUAUCAGCGCACAAGAAUGAGGACAUAACACUCUUUCCACGUGGAGGAGUCGCGGCAUGUGUUAGCCACAACUACAAAAAACCCCACAGAGCUUUCUGCUUUCUGCCACUUUCGCUCGAAACCGGCCUCCCCUUUCAUGUCAACGGACAUUUUGCCCUGGACUCUGCCCGAAGAAACUUGUGGAGAGAUGACAAUGGAGUUGGGGUGAGGAGCGACUGGAAUAAUAAUUUGAUGACGUCACUGAUAGCGCCCGCUUGUGUGGAACUGCUGAUUCAGAUCAAACGACGAUGUUUCCCGGGUCCUGAUCCAACUAUGACCGUGCUACAGGGAACUCCCCUUCACGUUGCAAAAGAUAUCUUGAAAAAGUUUUUGUUUUUCUUCCCAGUCAACAGAAUGGACAUCCAGCCAGAUUGGUACUGCCUGGUCAAAGCCGUGUACAACUGCAUCCACGUGGACCUGAAGCGCCUUCUGCCUGUCGUCAGAGCACCACAAAUGGACAACUCUGACAUGCACUCAGUCAUUUACAUCUCCUGGGCAACCACAUCCACGGCUCCCAAGGGUCGAGCCUUUUUUGACAAUCUGCUACAGGAUGAACUGCAGAACCUGAAAAACGCAGAGUACAAUAUCACCUCCAGAAAGUCUGUGGCCGAAAAUGUUUACAGGCUAAAAACCUUGCUUCUUGAUAUAGGUUUCAACCUGGUUCACAGUUGUGACGAGACUGCAAACCUCUACCUGUGUUUGGAAGAUGCAGGGAUAGCAGUGAGUUAUGUCACACCAGCGGAAGUCCGCAACUUUCUUCAUACGUUCUCAUCCCCAGACACCUCUUGUCUUGUCGGAAAGCUACCCUGCCGCCUUCAACAGUCAAACUACAAACAUGUUCACAAUUUGAAACUUAUUGUUGAUUACUGCUUCAAAGAUGUUGAGAUGGAUGGAACCGUAAUUGAAGGCCUCCCUCUGUUGCUCACGAUGGACAAUAUUCUUCAAGUAUUUGAUUCCAAGAGACAGAAAUUUCUAACAUCACACCAUGAGCUCAUUCCAUCCAGAAAGGAGAUGUUCGUGAAUACAAUGCAUCUCAAAUACAGCGCCAUCUUGUUGAAGGCGGGACUAGCAAAGGUAUUUGACAUCAGCAGCUUUGGUGAUCUUCUGGGAUCUGUUCUUCCAAGAGAGUAUCGAACAAAGGUUCCUGUUAAGUGGCGAGACACAUUUGGAAGUGAAUCCUGGCUUAAGGGUCUAUGGAACUUCAUCAGCGAGAAUGUGGCACUCACGGAGGAGCAGCAGGAUAUCAAACCAAAUUUUGACACAGUCCUUGACAUCCUCAAGGACUGGGCGUUGGUACCCGGUAUCAAGUUCAUGGCGAGAGAAAAGCUUGUUAUUCCCGAGUAUGACAUGCUUUUACCCCUGAGUUUAAUGAACAUAGCCAUAUUUCCCCAUGGCCAAAAUGACAAAAUAUUCCACACCCUAAUGAAAGCGGGAUGCAUUCAACUUGCUGUGAACAAAAUCUGUCUCAAAGAAAAUCCACUCAUGCCGUUUCUGUCACACCAUACAGCAAACAUUGAAAAUCCAUCAAGUGUUCUGAAAGCUCUUGAGUACAUGAUUCAGACGUCUACAUUCAAGGCCGGAGGCCUAACCGAUAAGGACUUUGAGGUGCUUAUGUUGUAUUUCACCUGCAACCUAGCGAGCCUCACACAACAGGAUGCGCAGAGCCUAAAACUACUCCCAUGCUUCAAAGCCGUGAGUGGACGAUACAUCAGCAUUUCAAAUUAUGGCUCCACUUAUGUGCUUGCAAAAAACAUUCCCACGGCAGAUAUAGAGAAGUGGGCCCACACAGCCACUUGUGCAUUUCUUGCCGAUAGCUCGCAAUUGAGAGAGCUGUACACUUUCCUUGGCUGCAUGCCAAUUGAUGACAUACAAAUUUACCUUCAUCAUCUCCUGCCAAAGUUUGAAAGUCUUUCCUAUCAUGCCAAAGCCGAACACGUUGUCUACUUGAAGGACAGACUAUUGUCAAUGGAAGAGUCGUGUGAAAUGAGGGAUCAUCUGUUUGAGAAAUUGGAAGGGCUGACAUUUAUCUAUGACUACUCAAACAGACUCAGGCCAGCCAAGUUUUUCUUUGACCAAACAGUGAAGGUGUUUGAAGUGAUGCUUCCUGCGAAGUCGUUCAUACCAAGUGAUUUCUUCAGGAAAGUUGAGCAAUUUUCAAAACUCAAGAAUGUAUCAUUGUCGUUCACGCCGUGGAUAACCUUCCUGAGAAAAAUUGGCUUGAAGCAUGAAGUGUCCCAGCAGCAAAUUCUUCAGUUCGCAAAAGAGGUCAGCAUCAAAUCGCAAACCGAAAGCUGGAACAAAGACAAAGUGCAAAACAUCAUCGAUGUUCUCCUGAAUCAUAUUUUCAAAGAAAGGGUGGAUUUGUUUCAAGGUACUUUUCUGAAAGAGCUCUCAUUGAUACCAUUCCUUUGUCCCGAGAGAGCACCCAAAGAAUUGAUCAAGCUUCAUUCGCAAUACCAAGAAAUGAAUGGAACACUUCCUCUUAUUCGAUUCAGCGGGUCUCAGGUCAAUCCCAAAUUCAAGCAAACAGAUGUAAUUCACUUACUGUGGACAGCUUGCCCAAUUUUGCCCGAAAAAGCUACCCCUUCAAGCAUCAAAGAGCAGGAGGGAACCACACUAACUGGACAAGAGCAACUUGAUCAAGUGCUAGCCACAUUGGGGGUCAACUUGGACCCGCCAUUGGAUAAAGUCAUUUGUAACUGCAAGAAUGUCUGCAACAUAUCCAAUCCAGAUGAUGAAAUGGUAAAAACUAGGAACAAAGUUUUGAGGUCCACAUAUGAGUUUUUAAAUGCAGAAAAAAGAGAUUUUCGCAACCAGCUUCGCGGGGUGGCUUUUGUCAUGGUGGAGGAUGGCUUGAAGUUGCUGAAACCAGAAGAAGUUGUGAUCAAUUUGGACAAUGAAUCUGACUUCAAACCCUACUUGUACAAAUUACCCCUGGACCUUGGCACCUUCCAUCAACUGUUUAAACUUCUUGGCACUGAGGACGUUGUGUCAACCAAACAGUAUGUUGAAGUGCUGUGUCGGAUCCACAGAAGUUCUGAAGGCAAGCAGCUUGACCCAAAUGAAAUGAGGACCGUGAAAAGGGCUGUGUCCGGAUUGUUCAAGGCUCUUCAUAAUGAGCCCGUGGAAAUACGGAAAGAUCUGGAGAGUCUCAGAGAUUUGCUCUUUUAUCUCCCAAGUCAUGAUGGAAGAUUAGCCAAAUCCAGUAGUUUGGUCUAUGAUGAUGCUCCACACUACAAGAGUCGAAUUCAGGGUAACGUUGGUGUUCAAAUGCUUGUGGAUCUGAGCCAAUGCUAUCUGGGCAAAGAUCACACGUACCAUACCAAGUUAAUCAUGCUGCUUCCUCAGAAUCUAAGGCCGAGACUACUGAGCAGCAUUCUUGAAGAGCAACUGGACGAAGAGUCCCCCAAAAUGUGCCAGUUUGGAGCUCUGUGUUCACUUCAAGGUCGCCUCCAGUUGUUGCUCUCCUCCGAACAAUUCAUCACGGGACUGAUCCGAAUAAUGAAGCACGAAAAUGACAAUGCGUACCUUGUCAAUGAGGAAAAAGCCAUACGGCUCUGCAAAGCACUUUGCGAAGGGCUGAAAGUAUCUUGCUUUGAGAAGCUCCAGACAACCUUAAGAGUAAAAGGAUGCAGCCCCAUCCCACAUAGCCGCAGUGAAACCCUUGCCUUUCUCAAGAGGUACGGCGCCGCUGUCAUUCACCUCUACAUCCAGCAUUCCGACAGCAAAGACAUCAAUUUUCUCUUGGCUCUGGCCAUGACACUGAAGUCUGCUACGGACAAUCUGAUUUCGGACACCUCUUAUCUAAUUGCCAUGUUGGGCUGCAAUGACAUCUACCGGAUCACAGAGAAGCUGGACAACCUUGGUGUCAAGUAUGACUCCACGGAGCCUUCCAAACUUGAGCUACCCCUCCCCGGAACACCAAUUCCUGCUGAGAUACAUUGCACCCUCCUCAUGGACCCAAUGAAUGUUUUCUACCCUGGAGAGUACGUGGGUUAUCUUGUUGACUCCGAAGGAGGAGAUGUAUAUGGCUCCUAUCAUCCCACGUACACAUAUGCCAUCAUUGUUCAGGAAGUAGAACGAGAAGGGGAGGAAAAUGCCACUUUCCUGGGAAAAUGUUUCCAGAUUGACAUUGGUUACAGCGAGUACAAAAUAGUCAGUUCCCUUGACUUGUACAAAUUCUCCAGACAAGACGAAAGUGCCAACGUGCAGGAAAGCAGCGCCCCGUCCACGCCCACAAGUCCAGACAGUCGCAACUCAGGCAAGCAAAUGGCCCACCCUCUUUUUGCUAGCAGAGACAACCAGAGACCUCCCACACAAAAACAGUCCCCCAAAAAGAUCAAGCUGAAAGCUCUGCCAGAGAUCCUGAAAGAAGUCACCUCAGUCGUUGAGCAAGCUUGGAAACUUCCCGAGACGGAGAGAAAGAAAAUCCUGCGCCGACUAUAUCUCAAGUGGCACCCGGACAAAAACGCAGAGAAUUUGGACAUUGCAACUGAGGUUUUUAAGCAUUUGCAGAAUGAAAUCAACAGAAUGGAAAAGCAGCCUUUGGCUGACCCGCAGAAUACAGACCGAGCAUCCAGGAGACCUUUCUCAACAUCCUCUGCUCGCUUCCAGUCAGAGAAGUCCUCCUUCCAAAGGUUUUAUUCGUCUUGGAACCAGGAAGCAACAAGUCACAAACCGGAUAGGCAACAGGCUCGGGGAGAUUGCCCAAGCUAUGGUGCUUCACACUCACACAACCACCGCUUUUUCGUGCCGCCGACUUUUAAGACGGUAGGAAACCCCGUGGAGGCUCGCAGGUGGUUGAGACAAGCCCGAGCCAACUACUCCGCGGCUCGCAAUGACCUCCACAAAAACGCCAAUGAGUGGGUCUGCUUUAAAUGCUACCUGGCCACAAAGCUCGCCCUUAUUGCCGCGGACUACGCUGUCCGAGGAAAGUCGGAUAAAGACGUGAAGCCAACAGCCCUGGCGCAAAAAGUCGAGGAGUACAACUCUCAUUUGUCAGGACUCGCCAGUGAUGUUCAGAUCCUGGAAGGGUACGGCGUGGACAGUCUGCGAACCCGCUACCCCGAUCUUCUGCCCUUUCCACAGAUCCCCAAUGAUAGAUUCACAUCUGAAGUAGCCAUGAGGGUGAUGGAAUGUACAGCGAGGAUUAUCAUAAAGCUUGAAAACUUUGUCCAGCAAAAAAUGUAAAUGCACUGAUGACCAGUGGAUGUGUGCAAUAAGGAGGUAUCUACAGUAGCUGGCAGCUUACGGUGCACGUGUGACUGUGAGUCUACGGCUCCCGUUGCAGAUCAGGGUGCCGCAAUGCACAUUUGCGGUUAUAAAUGUGCAUCAGCUGUACAUAUGAUUGCCUCAGCAAUGUUGUUACCCAAAGUACUGGAUGUUGAAUUUUUUUUUUUGAAUGCUGCUUUUUACUCGCAAUUUUUUUUUUUACAAGAUUCUAUUUAUCUAUUUUAUUGCCACUGAAACAGGAAUGUAAGCAAUGUGCUCAAACUGGAAAAAGUGCAGGUAAUCUGUAAGUAUUAGACAUUGUUAUGCAAUGUCCCUGUUAUAUUUGUUAUACUUCAUUUUGUAUUUGUAUAUUCAAUUUGUUUCGUUAAUGCCGAAGUUGAACAUGUUCUGCAUCUGUAGUCUUCUUUAUGGAGGAAGCACCUUUCAAAAAUAUAUUUAUGGUCUUGCACUUGUCUCAUCUUCUUGGAACAAUCCACUGUGAAUUUGGUCUCUUCUCUUUUGUUAGUUCUCCAUAAUUUUGCUGAAGCAAUGUCAAAUACAGAAAUGUUGGAUACAGAUUUUGUGACUAUGAAUCAUCUUUACCUGCUCAAAUGAACUUAGUCUCUGUUUUGCACAGCUCAAACUACGAUGUUGUUUAUUGAACAAUUCAUAAAAACAGUGCUGCAGAUAACAAACGAUCAGAAAAUUGAAUACUUUGUAGUUUUAUGGAGAUUUUUAAGCGCAAUUCAGGUCCAGCUGGAACAUGCAAGAUUCUCCGCUCGCCUUCUUCACAUUAGCGAAUAGAGAACAGCAUUUUUUUCCCCUCUAAAGGCUCAUUCACACAUUUAAACACACUGGAAAUGUCUUUUAAAAUGUUAUGCCAUUGUCAUCUGUUAUUACCUGAAGCUUGAGAGGACGCAGUCGGGAGAACUCGAAUUAAAGUACAGGUACAGUAGAAUUGUGUCAUGUGGAUGUAAACCGUGCCAUCAGAAGGCCCAAUAAAUUAUUUCAACAUUGAA
Molecule: messenger RNA, 15297 nt
Organism: Hippocampus zosterae (dwarf seahorse)
Lineage: Eukaryota; Metazoa; Chordata; Actinopteri; Syngnathiformes; Syngnathidae
Gene: sacs
Product: sacsin molecular chaperone
Exons: 11
Coding region: 482-14257 (4591 amino acids)
Molecular function (GO): Hsp70 protein binding
Source: RefSeq, a predicted model, not a curated record